Messenger RNA from Nicotiana tabacum (common tobacco), 1020 nucleotides. The record is from RefSeq and is a predicted model, not a curated record. NCBI's taxonomy places the organism in Eukaryota, Viridiplantae, Streptophyta, Magnoliopsida, Solanales, Solanaceae.
AUGACGGCUCUAGAAGAAGAUGCUAUCCUCUCAAAAAGGUGGCACUAUCUUUGGACUUUUGUUUAUAAUUUCAUUUUCACUCGUAGAAGCCAGGAAUCAAAAUUCUAUGGAGAUCCGUAUAACCCCGUAGUGCCCAAGGAUGAUACUAGUAGAAGACAUAAAUUUGAAAAUCUACGAUCCUUUAUUGACUUUGUGUUAGUUCAUUCUAUUUCUAUUUCUCCCAAAAUUAAAAAAUUCGAACUCGACUGCAAAGACCUAUUUCGAGAUGAUUCUCAAAUUAGACGAUGGCUCAGUUUUGCUGCUGAAAGAAAAGUGGAAGAUGUUGUAUUCUUGUCGUAUGGAAGUCUACUCGAUUGCAUAUUGCCUGAAUCUUUCUGCACCUGUUCGUCUUUGAUAACAUUACAUUUGAGACAUUGGUACUUUACUGAUGCAGUCAUAGCAAGGAAGUCUCUGACGAGCAUAAAGCUGGAGUGUUUGUUGUUAAACGAUGACGAAAUUUUAAACAUAUUAUCAGGCUGUCCUGCACUGGAAACUAUGGAAUUAUAUGAAGUUGGGGGUUUUCGUCGCCUGAAAAUUAGUUCUUCAAAAUUCAAGAGACUGAAUUUGAAAAAUCAUUGGUUGCUUAAUGAUAACAAUGAUCAUUCCUUGGAAAUUAUUGCCCCGUAUCUUCAGCAUUUGGAGAUUUCAGGAGAUCUUAAAGAUAUCAAGUGUAGACUUAUAGAUGUGUCCUCCAUGGUUAAUGCUAACCUUACUUUCCACAUUGCAUGUAUCAAAGACAUACAGGCCGAUCAAGGUGAAAUUGUUGAUGAAGAAGACAAUUGGCAUGGUUAUCAGCAAGGUUUUAGGACCCUUGUCCAAGAUUAUCUUCAAAAGCUGAGUUGCACAACUGAGCUAACAAUCGGAUGUUGUUUCAUUGGGGUUACUGCACCAGGUCCCGUGCAUGUUGCAGUUCAAAGGGUUGCCGAUUCGAGAAUUGAAAUGCAGAUAUCUAACGAUAGAGUUGCAUUUGCAAAACUUUAA